This is a messenger RNA of Oncorhynchus keta (chum salmon), 1240 nucleotides long. RefSeq names its product TATA-box binding protein associated factor 13 (gene taf13). Gene Ontology annotation, molecular function: protein heterodimerization activity. The transcript has a single exon. Gene Ontology annotation, biological process: transcription by RNA polymerase II. Lineage: Eukaryota; Metazoa; Chordata; Actinopteri; Salmoniformes; Salmonidae. Gene Ontology annotation, cellular component: transcription factor TFIID complex. The record is from RefSeq and is a predicted model, not a curated record. Bases 249 to 623 code for a protein of 124 amino acids.
CUACAACUAGUGAAGAAGAAAUCGACAAUUUGGUUGAGGAGUUGUUGUCGUGACCCUCUUGUUUUUGUAAUUGAUAUAAAGUCAAAAAGCCGCCACAACGCAAUAACCAGUCAGGGCUCCAAUUGCAUCUAACCUGCACGGUUUGCGAAAUAUCGUUGGACACACUGGACUUUGUAACUAGCUAGAUAAUCGCAUAGCCAGCUAGCGUUAGCUACAAUUGCUAGCUCUAGUACACCUUGUCUGUGAGGAUGGCGGAGGAGGAAGACGAAGCUGGUUUUGACGAGGAUUUGGAUGACGGGGCGGGUGGAUCCGAUGGGAACCACGGCAAAAGGAAAAGGCUGUUCUCUAAAGAACUUCGGUGUAUGAUGUAUGGAUUUGGAGAUGACCAGAAUCCCUACACCGAGUCGGUGGACAUCCUGGAGGACCUUGUGAUCGAGUUCGUUACGGAGAUGACACACAAAGCUAUGUCCAUCGGACGCCAGGGCCGUGUCCAGGUGGAGGACAUUGUUUUCCUUAUCCGGAAAGAUCCAAGGAAGUUUGCCCGAGUGAAAGACCUCUUGACGAUGAACGAGGAGCUGAAGAGAGCCCGCAAGGCCUUUGAUGAAGCGAACUAUGGCUCUUAGAGCCUUUGAUAGAGGGAUUUGGCCUUCACUGCAAAUACACGCCUUCUUUCCCUUUUUUAAACUUCUCUUUCACAUUGUCCAAGCUGUUUAUUCUGCUUUGAUCAUUGGACAUGUUUUUUUAAAGGAUUUAAAGUUGUUGCAGAUGUGAACAUAGAGAUAGUGUUCAUUGACCACCAACUUGUGACUACAGAUAUGUUUGUGCUCAUGUGAAAUGCUUAUGCCUUCUACAGACAUCUUUCUAUUUUUAUUUAACUAGGCAAGUCAGUUAAUAACAAAUUCUUAUUUACAAUGAUGUCCUAGGACUAGGGGCAGAAUGACAGAAUUUUACCUUGUCAGCUUGGAUUCGAUCAAGCAACCUUUAGGUUACUGGCCCAAUGCUCUAUCUAUCCACAAGGCUACCUGCCGCCCCAUUAACAUACAACUACUUUCUAGUAUUAGAUGUGUGUAUUUGCCGUAUACUGUGCUGUAUCCACAGAAUGACAUCACAUUGCAGUAUCAAUCAUUAGGUCCUGUUAGGAAAUGUCUCUUAGGUGAGAAUUGUUGUCCUGUUUAUCAGUAAGGAUAGUGACACAAUGGUGGAAUGGACAUUUAUGAAUAAAGUAACUCCCAAUCCUUGA